ACGAGGCAGAGAGUGAAGGUACGCUCUCUGCACUCAUCUUCAGACAGCGGCCGCUUCUGUGUCAUAACAAACCUUAACCCCGUGUUUGUCAUUUUUAGAAGAUUAAUCAAUUUCACAAGUUAAGGCAAGAUGUUUAUACUGAGCCCCCCUUCCAGUGUUUUCCAGUAUGCUAAGAAGUUGUUUCUUAGUGAGCAGGCAGGCCGGAUCCACCUUCAAGAAUUUGCACGCCAGAAUGCUGCCAAUGCACUAUCUCUUACAAAUCUCGUGAUGGGACUGUCUUCAAUUCUGUGCAGCUUAAAUGGGCACCACUACUAUGCUUGCUGGUUUCUCCUUUUCGGAUUUCUUCUUGACCUGGCUGAUGGAGCUGUUGCUAGACAACUUAAUGCGUGUUCUGCUCUGGGAGCCAAAUUGGAUGAUUUUGCAGAUUUCACAACAUUUGGAAUUGCUACCUCACUGUUGCUGCAGGCCCAAGGCAUACUAAAUGGUGUGUUUGUCAUCUGCUAUGUUAUGGCUGUGUUUGCACGCCUCUGCUUCUUUUCUAGUGGAAUCGCAUUUGUUUACCGUGGCCUUCCAUGUCCUUAUGCUUCAGCCAUCCUAGCCUGCACUUCUCUGUUGACUGGAGGCAAUCGCUUUCUCCUGUAUAUUGCUGCAGUGGUGAUGAUUCUCUUCAUGACUGACCAGGGCAACUACCCCCAUGACAAGGUCUUAGAGUCACAGAUCUGGAAAAAAGUAGUUUUCAUUGGAGGUCUGAUGGUGUUGUUUUGCUGUCCGCUAAAGCUGGCCUGCAUAUACUAUCUGAUUUGGUGUUUCUCCUACACCCUCUUCCCAUCUACUCUGUGGAGCUGCAAGUGAAAAUACGAGGGGAGGUGAACACUAAAGUCCCUCUCCACAGAAAACAAAACGUAAAAUGUAAACACCAUUCAUGAGGUAUGAGAAAGUUGCAUCCUUAAGACUAAAGGGACAAUGGAUUCACUGUUUAAUGGCCAAAAACAUAAAACCCAUAGAGGGAACUGUCAUUCAUUUAAUGUUGAAAAUCUAUAACACUGUCAUACACCUUAGAGGGUUGUGUAUAUAAGUUAGUUAUCAGAACUUGUGUGUAAAUACGCCUAAAGACUCCCAGAGCACGUUUGGGGUCAGCUUAGCUUAAGCUAUAUAAACAUCACAUUGAAGUCAGCUUAAUACAUAUGAACCAGCUUCUGUUUGAGGGGUUUGUUGUAUUCAAACUAACUCAAGACUCUUCUUUCCAAAAAAUUCAUGUUUUGGGCAGUUCAGGCAGAUGAAACUUCAAUACAUUGGUUUGUGAAUGACAUGCAAAGAGGUAAACCAAUUGCAGGCUUCUAACUGAAGAAACUCAAAUGAACUGUGACCAAUUUUCUUUGUAUUCUAGAAAUUGUGAACUGCUUUUGAACCAUAAAGGUAUUUUCUAUAAAAAUAAGAAUGCAUGUUUUAUGGGGAAUUCCUAUUCUUUAAGAACCUAAAGGUGGAUGUUGCAAAUCUGAUUUAAAUGCUGAACUGUUUUCAUCUUGAUAGCUAUUUCUGUUUCCAUUCUAUUAGACAAACUUUGUGACAGCAACCUAGUCAAACUGAGAUAAAUAUUACUUCUGAUAUGUGCCAUUGACAGUAAAAGCAGUUAUCUUGUCAUUUCUUUUCCAUUUUGUACAUAGUGUGUUGUUCAGAAUAUAAACUUGUUUGCACAAUGUAAUUGUGAGUACUUUAAAAUGGACCUUCUGGUAAAGAAUUGGAUAAGUAUCCAUGCAACUGAAAAAUUACAUAACUUUGUUUUGAAUGCCGUAAGUGUUUAAACAGCAUUCAACAAAUAUCAACAACAUCCAAAGUGGGGAGAAGCUUGAUAGGUUACUUUGUGGUCUUAUGAAAAUGUAUAUACAAAUUAAUUACUACAGAAUCUUGCCCUAUCAUAUGUAACACACUGAGUUACCUUGAAAGUUAGUGCCAGCAUGGAUCUUUGACAAGAAUACACAUAAACAAAUCAUAAUGGCACAGCGAUUAAAACAUUUUCUCAAUACUGAAUUGGUACUAGCAGCACAUAUUGGGCUGCUUCAGCCACUGUUCUGUUAUAUGUAAAAACUUGGUAUGUUUUAUGUUUUUCUAAGAAAAGAUGAUAGUUGCCUAUGAAUGAAAGUAGCCAUUUUGUGGAGAGAUAACUACUAUGCUACAAGUGUUCCAGUGGAGGGGUUGUUGCAAUGUGUGAUUUUAAUUUGCAUCCAGAUCACUGAAGUAUUCGCUUUGAAUGUUAGCUGCCAACUUUUAGUAAAGAAUUUUUAUUUUUCUUGUUUUUUUACAAUCCCUUAUUCUGGAGACCAGCUGAUACUGAUAUGUAAUGAGUCAGUGAGGGGUGGACAAUAACAUCUGAACUGCCUCAUAUUUUAUUUUCUGCCCCAUUCCCCUGCAGGGAAGAUUCUUAACCUACCUGAGAUUGGGAAUUUGCAUCGUGUGGAAUUGUUGCAAACUCACUUUAACAUUUGGUGAAACAACAAAUUUAUGCAAUGCUUUAUGCCAGCAGUCAGGCCUCUUGGGAAGACUCAAUUAACUUGGCUUAGGAAAAACAAAGUUUGUCUGUAAACAAGGAAACAAAUGUGGAAUCUACUAUUGAUCUGUCAUUUUGCUUUGUAACGAAAUGCAGGUAGCAACUAACUAAAUCUACUAUUGACAAAUUUGUGGUUGCUUUCUCCCAACACUGGAUUAGAGUUUCAAUCUGAUGACAAAACAUUCUUGUUCUUGGUAGCAGCUUAGAAGUUUGAAAUUUUCAUAAAUGUAAUACCUGUAGUUCAAAUACACAUUUUUGAACAUAAAACUACUGUUUUCGCCAGUAAAAUAAAACAAAAUUACUGUUAAA
Messenger RNA from Carcharodon carcharias (great white shark), 2854 nucleotides. It is a transcript of the gene tmem269, whose product is annotated as transmembrane protein 269. Gene Ontology annotation, molecular function: phosphotransferase activity, for other substituted phosphate groups. Gene Ontology annotation, biological process: phospholipid biosynthetic process. Gene Ontology annotation, cellular component: membrane. NCBI's taxonomy places the organism in Eukaryota, Metazoa, Chordata, Chondrichthyes, Lamniformes, Lamnidae. The record is from RefSeq and is a predicted model, not a curated record. Bases 130 to 852 code for a protein of 240 amino acids. The transcript is spliced from 8 exons.